AUGAGUUAUAAAGCUCACCCAAAUUACGAGCCUCCUCAACCUCCACCUCCGGAGUACUCAACACAUUAUCCGCCACCGCCACCUCCAGAAUCUAAUAGUUAUUACAAUAGCGAUACCAAUAACAAUUAUCAAAACUAUGAAAGUCAUCCUGUAAAAAAAAGUUCGGCGGGUGAAAAAUGGAAUACAAAACCAAAGUAUCAAGAUUUAUGGGCGGCAAUAUUAUUUUUAAUACACUUUGGUGCUUACGUUGUUGCAAGUUAUUUUGGUUUAAAAGAGUUGGCAGAUACAAAAACUAUUGAAACUUCUGGACUCUUAGUACUAAUACAAAAAAUGCUAAAACCAAUUAUUUAUAGCGCAUUAAUCGGAUUUGUUUUAUCACUUGUUUAUAUGGUGUUUAUGCAACAAUUUCCAAAAAUUUUAAUUAAAGUUACUUUAUGGCUUUCAAUUGCUUUAUAUUUCCUUGCUGCUAUUUUCUUUGGUUAUCUUAGGUUAUAUAUCUAUGCCAUAAUAUUUGCAAUAAUUGGUCUUUUAUAUGCAUUCUGUGCUUAUUCUUGGAGGAGUAGAAUUCCAUUUGCUGCGAUCUUAUUAAAAACCGUUACAUCAGUAACUAAAAAAUAUUAUGGUACACUUGUAAUAAGCUUUGUUGGAUUAUUAUUAGAACUUGGUUGGACUGCAUGGUUUGUGAUUACAGCAUAUGGAUGGGUACAAAAAUUUAUAAGUUCCGGAGUAUGUAAAACAACCGAAACCGGAAGAUUUGGGUGUAGCAAUGCAAAUCUGUAUUUAAUAUUAUUGUUCCUCGUGUUUAGUUUUUACUGGACAAGUCAAGUUAUCAAGACUAUUGUACAUGUCACAGAUUGUGGGACUUAUGCAUCAUACUAUUUUCUUGAAGGUACAGCUCAAGGUGUUGGAUCUACACCAACAUUAAGUUCAUUAAAGCGUGCCUGCACCACUUCUUUUGGUAGUGUAUGUUUUGGUAGUUUAAUAAUUGCAGCACUCAACACUUUAAAAGCAAUUCUUAGAACGCUUGCAAAUAGUGAUGAUGGUAUUCUUGGAUUUGUGGCUGCUUGUUUUGCCUGUAUAUUGGGAUUAAUUGAAGCUCUUAUUGAAUACUUUAAUUAUUAUGCAUACAUUCAAGUUGCAAUUUACGGUAAACCAUUUAUUAGAGCAGCAAAGGAUACUUGGAGAUUAGUUAAGGAACAUGGUAUAGAUGCAAUUAUUAAUGAUAAUCUCGUGGGAAAUGUUCUCGCGAUGGCAGCGAUUUUCAUUGGGGGAAUUUGUGCACUAUUUGGAUUCGUCUAUAUUACAUAUUUGGAACCGGGUUUGUUUACUGGUGAUCAAAUGGCUUUAUCGAGUGCUUUGAUUAUUAUAAUUUCUUUCAUAUUUGGCUUCACAUUGACAUCUGUUAUGUUGCAACCUAUUAAUUCUGGUGUUUCAACUAUAUUUGUUGCUUUGGCCGAGGAUCCUGAUGCUUUGAGACAAACCAAACCUCGAUUGUAUCAAAGAAUUGUUGAAACUUGGCCUCAAGUUGCUUAUUAA
This is a messenger RNA of Entrophospora sp. SA101, 1536 nucleotides long. The record is from the annotation of a GenBank genome assembly. NCBI's taxonomy places the organism in Eukaryota, Fungi, Glomeromycota, Glomeromycetes, Entrophosporales, Entrophosporaceae.